Lycium ferocissimum is the source of this 1704-nucleotide messenger RNA. RefSeq lists its product as uncharacterized. The record is from RefSeq and is a predicted model, not a curated record. Lineage: Eukaryota; Viridiplantae; Streptophyta; Magnoliopsida; Solanales; Solanaceae. The coding region runs from base 397 to 1485 and encodes 362 amino acids. The transcript is spliced from 4 exons.
UAAACUAUUUUUGAUAGUACAGGGUUAUAUUUAUAGCCCUUUUCCGUUUUCGUAAUUGAUUUGACUACGCUGACGGAUCAAUAAAUGGCUCUGGUGAGAACUCUUCCUUCCUUCGAAUCACAUUUUCAUUAUUCAAAGCUGAAUUUGGGUGCAUUUUGAGGAAGGUGAAUGCUCAAAGUCAUCAUUCUUUUUACUGGACAACUAUAUCUUGAGCUGAUGGAAAUUGUGUCCCUUUACCACUACGUAUAAGUUGGUUCAAGCUGAUUGAGUUGUUUUUGGGAUAUCUUUUAGCUUGAAUGUUCUGAGUGCCCUCCACUUUUGUCGACUGAGUAUCUUUAACUGUACAGGAAUUUCAUCUGCUAGAUGUAAUUCUGCAAAAGCAAAACAAAAGAAAUAAUGGAUGAUCGGACUGUUCUUGACAAGGGUGGAAAAAGGCAGUUGCCUGGGUGGAUGUUUGCUACGUCUGCUGCUGAUCAAUUAAAGGAAAAAGUCCAGACUGAUCAUGUAGACAAUAAUGAUAAUACAGAGGAGAAGAUUGUUACCAAGAGGCGGAAAAACAGAAAGAUUACAGAUAAAAAGGAAGCAUUCACUGAGGAGUCAACUACUCAGAUUCCAAUAUGUCAAACAACAAAAAGAAGCAGAAGAAAGUUAAACCUACCAAAUGAUGAUUGUAAUGAUGAAUGCGGUUUAACGGGGAGUGAAUGUGACAGGAUGAAGGUAAAUUGUGAUGGACCGUUGCCUAUGUUGAGGAGACAGAAACAGAAAACGAAGAAUUCCAAGAUUGAGGAAGGUGCUGAGAUGGAAGAGACAAUAACAGAAGCAAGUGAUAAAAGUGGCUUAAGGAAGAGAAAACACAGCAGGGUGAAGGAAAAUUCUAAUGAAGCUGGCCCUAGUUCAAGGAGGCAGAAACAGAAAGCAAAGAAUUCUAGGAAUGGGAAUUGCGCUGAUGUUGAAGAGUCAACACCAAAAACAGAUGAUGAGGAUUUGACUGUUGAAGAUCUAAUGAGCAUAGCAGAAGAGUAUGCUGGUGAUGAUGAUGAAGAUUUGACCGUAGAAGAUUUAAUGAGCAUAGCUAAAGAGUAUGUGAAUGAGAGCGAGCAAGCUGCAUCAAGCAAAGAAAAAAGUGGUCCAAUGGAGGAUGCUAUUUCCAUGUCAUUAGGCUCGUUAAGUGACAUUGAAGUUGACAAUCAAUCGUUGAGAAGAGAAACAAAUUUUGAUAGUAUUUCAAUUCAAGAGAGAACAAUUGGUGAUGCUCCUCCUAAGGUUAAGAUGUCCGAGAAUCCUACCCAAGACAUGUUAGAUUUGUUUUUGGGCCCCCUAUUAAAGAAAACUCACGAGGAGAAGAGAGUUGAACAAGUUAGAGAAGAAAUGAAUUUUGCUUGUGAUCUAAACAAGAAUAAACAAAGUGAUCCUUCUGGGGAUCGGCCAGUUGUUGUAAAGAAGAAGAGCAGUCUCAAGGACAAGGUAGCUCUGCUUCUUGACUAAUAGUUGUAAUCCUAGUUAGGUAGACGAUUUGGAAGAAUAAAUUUAGUUGAUAGCUGAAUUCAAUUUAUUCACCAAGCAUUUACUUGUCUGCUUAUAAAUCCCAUCUGAGAUUUUCUUUAUUGUAGAUUCUUCAUAGUAGUUUUUUCGUUAUCUCAUCAUUGUACAGUAAUUAUAAGAACUUGAUAUCCAGUUAUACAAAGGGAUAAUUUUUCCACGGAA